Messenger RNA from Oncorhynchus keta (chum salmon), 14497 nucleotides. Its product is annotated as FYVE, RhoGEF and PH domain-containing protein 5-like. The record is from RefSeq and is a predicted model, not a curated record. The coding region runs from base 225 to 4886 and encodes 1553 amino acids. Gene Ontology annotation, cellular component: cytoplasm. Lineage: Eukaryota; Metazoa; Chordata; Actinopteri; Salmoniformes; Salmonidae. Gene Ontology annotation, molecular function: guanyl-nucleotide exchange factor activity; metal ion binding. The transcript is spliced from 22 exons.
CGGAUGCAAGCUAUGUGGACAAACAGCUGCUACCUUGACGGAGAAAUCCUCGACAAGUAGCGAACACUUGGAUAAACAGCGAGAGACUUUUGGAUUUAGACGACUUGAAUACUUUCAACAUGAAUUAGGGAUAAGUUUCUAGAACCUGUGGAUACAUGUGGCGAUUGUUUCCUGCUUGUGAAACAUAUAUGGAUAUAUGUUGCUAUGGUGGAUGAUGUUCCAAAAUGAACACAGAUUUACAGAAGCGACUCCAAGUUCCCCAACCAAAGAUCCGCAGUCACCUAACGAUCAAGGUACAGUCCAAACUGAUGUCAAAGCCUUGUCCCUCUACCCGGGGUCCCAAACCUCCCAUCGCCCCAAAGCCCAGACCCUCCUUAUCUGAGACAGAGCAAGAGGAGGAGCAGUGCCCCCCUCACGGUCUGAGCAAUGGAGACCUGACCUCCUCAGAGGAGGAACCUGAGGACCCCCAGGAGGUGGCAGAGGACCACAUAACUCACCCCACAGAACACAACCAGGAGGAAGCAGAACCAGAAGAAAACCUCAAUGACAUCAUAGAUGAUGAAGGGGGGAGUGAACAGGAGGAGAAGGGAGAUGAGGUAGAGAGAGAGGGAGAGGCGUUGACCGAUGCAGUCCCAUUGGAUAACACUAGUGCUACUGACACUCACAUUGCAGUAGAGGAGGAAAACUCUAAAGAAACAGAUGACUUAAACCUUGAGAGUGACAGUAAUGACACAUCUGUGGACCCUGAAGAUGUUUUGAUGCCGUGUCUCUCAGAGUGUGAGAGAGGGAAUGAAGAAGCAGAGUGUGUCAAAGAGCGGAGGGAGGAAGAAAAUAUUUUAUCUGAAGAGACUGAAACACCCGGGGAGCCUACUGGAUGUCCAGAAGAAGAUGCAGAAGAACCGGACACAGAGGAUUAUGAUCAGGGGAACUUCCCUAGUCAACCUGCCGCAGACACUAACAGUGGGCUUGAAGAUGAGGACAGAUCCCCUGGUGGAUAUUUGCAGUGCAAAGUACCCACUGAUGAGGCUGAGGAAGAAGCAGAGGUUCUCUCACUGGGAGCAGACUGCUGUACACACACACCCGUCUGUGAAGACUAUCCCUACGACGUGAUUGGCCCUUCAGAUGAGCCUGUUUACACAUGUAACACUGGUGAGCCCGGUGACACAGGCGUGUGGCAGCCCGAGCGUGCCACCAAGGACCCCUCUGGGCGCUUCCGUUUCUCUGGCAGCACUGAGGAUAUGUUUGGGCCUUACUCUGUCAUUGAGGCGGUGCCUGCUGACAGGAUUCGCACCGCUGAGCCUGAUGUGAAUCACAACGAUAUAUGCUGUGGUGACAAACCACACACUCCAAAGGAGAUGGACACAGCAGGCACCUUUGACCAAGAGCCUUAUUAUGUGUCAUCGGACGACAUGGCAGAGCUAGAGGAUAAACAGAAACUCCCAGAAGAGCGUGAGGUCCAGGACAGUCCUGAGCAAUCCAGCCAAGACAGAGAAACAGCUAAGGAGGAUAUGGAUGAAUACGCAGACAUCGAUGACUCCCUCUGCCCAGAGGCCCAUGACUUUCAGCAUCUGGAGGGUGCAUCAUCAGAGGACUAUGUGGAGAUUGGGGACGAUGAUGAGACGGAUGACACGGAGAGGAAGCAGAUCAGAGGGAGGAGUGUGAGAGAGAGAACAGCCAAGCGUGAGCAGGCUUUCUCCAGCCAGCGGAACAGCUGCCAGCCCCGUCUCAGGCUGUGUAACAUCACAGUGCCAGCAGACCUGGACCGGACACGGACCCCAGAGCUCACCAACAGGGUGGUGUUCGCCCACACCACAGAGGCCUUCGAGGAGGACAUUGAGGAGCUGGACGGCCACAUCGUGCCUUAUUACGAGGACUCCAACUCAGAUAGUGAGGAGCACAUCUAUGAGGAGGCUGGUUUUGACUCUGAGGGGGAGAACUUUAUCUCUAAGAGCAUUGUGACGCGGUCACGCUCCUACUCUGGGAAAGUUCCGGGUUAUGUCCCUGAGACGGUUCCUGAGGAGACAUCAGAGUACCAGAGUACUCAUGACUACUGUACUGUGGCCUUAAACCAGAAUGGAGAACCUCUGGUAAGUCCUGAGCAGCCUGAGAUCAACAGACUCAUCCCCUCUCUGAAGCCACGCCGCUUCCUACUAUACCCACGCUCAUACUCCGUAGAGGGUCAAGAACUGUCAUCAGGCGCUCACACAGAGGCUGACCAAUCGCUGAAAGAGGAAGACAGGAUGAAAAGGACAGAUGACACCCUCUAUCUGCCAUGUGCUGUCACUUCUUCAGGGAGCAUUUCUCAACAGAGCCACCAGUCAUCCAGCGGCAUUUCCACGCCAACUUCUCUGGUGGACAUUCCACCUCCCUUUGAAUUGGCUUACAUCACCAAAAGACCCGUCACUAAAAGCUCUCCAUCCCUCCUGAUCAGCGUCUCUCCUGAGUCCACAGACAACAAGCCCAAGAAGCAGAAGUCCUCAUUCAAGCGCUUCCUGGCCCUGAAGUUUAAGAGGAAAAUGGACACUAAAGGCUUUGGUGAUGGUAGCAGCCGCUCCUCGCGCUCCUCCUCUGAAUCCAGCCACCACGGGCCAACAAGAAUCCUGGACCUAGAGCACAGGAGCACUGGCUCCCCUCAGCCCCAGUCCCAGUCUCGCAUGGUGAAGCCCCAGCAGCGUCCUCCAGACCUGCCCUCAACCUUUCUGCCCUACAAAGAUCACAGGAAAGGAGACCCUAAAGCCUACGGAAGCAGGGGCGUGUCCAGGGUAGAGUCCUUCGAGGAGCGCUCCCGUCGCCCCCUCAUGCCCCUCCCCCUGACCAAACCCCGCUCUAUCUCCUUCCCCAAUGCAGACACAUCAGACUAUGAGAACAUCCCAGCUAUGAGCUCUGACUAUGAGAACAUCCAGAUCCUCCCUGGAGGGAGACCCACCAGAUCCAUGACUGUCACAGAGUUCUUUGAGGACCCCAACCGCAUGGUGGCCCCCUCUAAUGACAACGAUGGCUAUGUGGAUAUGAACAGCUUCCCUGGGAUCGACAGCAAACCCCAGUCACCUGAGCAGGAGCCUGAAAGUGCCUACACUGAGCCUUUCCCAGUGAACCAUACUCCAGCAAGGCUCUCAGCUGAGGAGGACCAUGGACGUACCUCAGAGGAGGAGGAGGGAGGAGUGGAGCAUGGCUACGACAAACAGAUUGAUGGGCGAUCCAGAGCCUUUUACGUCGCCAAAGAGCUGGUGGAUUCUGAGAGACUACAUGUAAAUGCCCUCAAGGUCCUUCAAGAGGACUUCAGGGCAGCAGUGUUGGAGGCGGUGGGGGAGGAUGGGGAACCUGUGGUGGAGGAACAGAGGCUGGGGGAGAUACUGGGCACGCUCCCUGAGGUCUACAUACUCCACAGCAACAUCCUCACCGAGCUGGAUGCACGCAUCAGACAGUGGGAAGAGAGCCAGCAGGUGGUGGAUGUUAUCCUGUCUCGUCAGGAGGAGUUUGCUGUGUUCGCUACCUACAUCUCUAAGUACGACCGCAGCAUGUCCCUACUGGCAGAGAGCUGUAAACUCAACCCUGCCUUCCAUGACAUCGUCAAGCAGUUUGAGAAGCAGGGCCCAGAUGGACCUCAGUUCCCACUGCGGCAUCAGCUGCUGCAGGUCAUUGUGAGAGUCCUCCAGUACCGCAUGCUGCUCACAGAUUACUUAAACAACCUUUCCCCUGAUUCUAAAGAAUAUGAGGAUACACAAGCUGCCUUAGUAAUCGUGUCAGAGGUGGCAGACCAAGCUAAUGACAAUCUCAAGCAAGGGGAGAACUUGCUGCGGCUGGUCCACAUUGAGUACAGUGUGAGAGGCAAGAGAGAUCUACUCAAGCCAGGAAGGGUGUUUGUGAAGGAAGGCACACUAAGGAAAGUGUCGAGGAAAAGCAGACAGCCCAGACACCUGUUUCUGAUGAAUGAUGUUAUGCUGUACACCUACCCUCAGCAGGAUGGUAAAUACAGGCUGAAGAACACUCUCUAUCUGUCUGGGAUGAAGGUCAGUAUACCUGUCAUAGACAAUGUGCUCAAUGCCCUGAGGAUCGAGGUGUCUGACGUCACCAUCACCUUGUCAGCCAGCUCCUGUGGAGAAAGGGACGACUGGUUCCACACACUGAGUCGGGCCAUAGCAGACCAUGCUGCAGGCCUGUGUACUUUUGGUGGCCCCUGCAGUGAGGGACGUGAGAAGCUGUGGAUGGCCCUGGGGGAGGCAGCUCCAGUGCUGGUGCCCGUGUCUCAUGUGAUGAUGUGUAUGAACUGUACCUCUGACUUCAGCUUGACCCUGAGACGCAACCACUGCAACGCCUGUGGGAAGGUUGUGUGUCGUGCCUGCUCCAGGAACAGGUAUCCUCUGAAGUACCUCAAAGACAGAAUGGCCAAAGUGUGUGACCACUGCUACGCUGAGCUCAGGAAGAUAGGUGUCAGUAUCUCAGGGGCGUGUGGUAACUCCAGCCCCUGCACCCACCGGGCCAGUCGGCCCCUCUCAGCCGUGUUCCAGAGCCUACAGCCCCCAAGCCUGUGGAGAAGCAGGAAGAGCACCUCCCCUCUCAACCAGGUGGCAUUGCGGGCUGAGGACUCGGCCAUGAGUGGCAGCCUGCAAUGGCGUAAGAAGAGCAAGAGGAAGUGGAAGAGGCUGUGGUUCAUCCUCAAAGACAAGGUGCUCUACACCUUCACAGCACGUGAGGACAAGGUGGCACGUGAGAGUCUGCCCCUGCAGGGUUUCACAGUGAAGCUGACAGAGAGGCCAGAGGGUGAGGAGAGAUUCAACGUGUUUCAGCUCUACCACAAGAAGACUCUAUACUACACCUUUAGAGCAGAUGACCAGCACACUGCCCGCAGGUGGGUCAAUGCCAUGGAGGAGGCCACAGUGUUAUAACAUCUGCCUGUAUGCACAGACUGACCCUGCUGUGCAUCACCUACCUACCUACGCUCUCUGUCCUGGUUUACAGCUGUCCCUCACAAUGCCUAAAUGGAAUAUCUAUGAAAACUUAUUUUCUCUUGAAGGACAUUGAAUAUCAUUCUUAUAAUCCAUCCCUUAAUGCACUGGACCAAUUCUCACUCUGGAAGAAUUACACGUCUCUGUGCAAGAGCAUCUUUGACAUGGCUGCCAUCUACAGGCAGAAAGAAGAUCAUGCAGACUCUGUGUGGGGCAAACAUCCAAGUGUGAGGUUACUGCUUGGGAGUCUCUAAGGUGAAAACCUCUCAGAUGAGUAUGCUGCAUGCAAUAACAUGCCACAAAUUCCGCUCCUGUGUCUAAAAGCUCAUAGAUGAUGUGUUUUUACAACUUUUUCCAUUGACAGUCUUCAGUGCCAUGUACAUUCACAGACUUAUCUUUACUUUCUGACACUUCUUUUCUACCAUGGAUGUGUAUGUACAUAGAACAACUUGGUAUGGGUUUUGUUUUUGAUAUCAUAGGCUUUUUGAUGCUGUUUAAACAAUACCAAGUUAAUAUGAACAGCUUAUGUAUUGUAUGAGAACAUAUAAGAGUCAUGUCAUAUUUGGAAUAUAUAGUGUAAUAUUCAAUUCCCAUAUUUUGAAGUGAGAUAUAAUAAUUAUUUGUAAAUACAUAACAGAAAUGUUAUUACAUGAUGUUACAUCAUGCCCAAUGUAUUUUCUGUACUCUAUGUAAACAUACUUAUUUUACACCGCAGGUUUACACCUGUAAUAACAAUGACAGAAUGUGAAAUGUUACAGACAGUAUUAGUAUUAUUCAACAAAAUAUCAUUUUGAAGUAUAUUUCAUAGAUAAUGUAUAGUUUUUAAACAUUUUUAAAAGGGUGACUACAUUUUUAUGGGCCAAUAGUCUCCACUUGAAUGCAGUGUGUUAUGGCUGAAAGAAUGUGCCUGACGGGACGUUAUUAUCCUUCAUUCAUUCAAAUGAUAAUUCAUACGUUUUGGGGAGUAGUGAACUGCAUGUAGUUUAACUAGUCAUUUAACUAUAUUUUGCAGUAGCUUGGUGGUAGUUGAACUAAUUAAAAUACCUGACAGAAAACAGAUUUAACAUUCAGUUGAUGUUUUUCAUUUCCUGUCCAGUCAUAUGGUCUAUCACAUUAGAUGUUUUCUAUUUCCUGUCCAGUCAUAUGGUCUAUCACAUUAGAUGUUUUCUAUUUCCUGUCCAAUCAUAUGGUUUAUCACAUGAGAUGUUUUCUAUUUCCUGUCCAGUCAUAUGGUCUAUCACAAUAGAUGUUUUCUAUUUCCUGUCCAGUCAUAUGGUCUAUCACAUUAGAUGUUUUCUAUUUCCUGUCCAGUCAUAUGGUCUAUCACAUUAGAUGUUUUCUAUUUCCUGUCCAGUCAUAUGGUCUAUCACAUUAGAUGUUUUCUAUUUCCUGUCCAGUCAUAUGGUCUAUCUCAUUAGAUGUUUUCUAUUUCCUGUCCAGUCAUAUGGUCUAUCUCAUUAGAUGUUUUCUAUUUCCUGUCCAGUCAUAUGGUCUAUCUCAUUAGAUGUUUUCUAUUUCCUGUCCAGUCAUAUGGUCUAUCUCAUUAGAUGUUUUCUAUUUCCUGUCCAGUCAUAUGGUCUAUCACAUUAGAUGUUUUCUAUUUCCUGUCCAGUCAUAUGGUCUAUCUCAUUAGAUGUUUUCUAUUUCCUGUCCAGUCAUAUGGUCUAUCACAUUAGAUGUUUUCUAUUUCCUGUCCAGUCAUAUGGUCUAUCUCAUUAGAUGUUUUCUAUUUCCUGUCCAGUCAUAUGGUCUAUCUCAUUAGAUGUUUUCUAUUUCCUGUCCAGUCAUAUGGUCUAUCUCAUUAGAUGUUUUCUAUUUCCUGUCCAGUCAUAUGGUCUAUCUCAUUAGAUGUUUUCUAUUUCCUGUCCAGUCAUAUGGUCUAUCACAUUAGAUGUUUGUUUUUUUCUUCUUGUAGGUGGAUUUACUUUUUGCCUGAGAAAUAUGGAUUGGUAAAAAGUUCCAUUCAGCUAUGUCUCUAUAUAAAACUGUAGAUUUAAGGCAAUUUGUCCUUGGCUUCAGUUGUUUUAGCUGCACUGAAUUUGCCUGUCUGGUUUGGUGGUUAUGCGUGUUGCUAGUAUGCACUAAUUGGACAGACAAAUACUGUGUUUAAAAAAUAUAUAUAUAACAUUCCUAAAGAAAAUCAGAAGACUAGAUAGUAAUUUGUUUCUAACGUGAAGCCAUGAGAGAUUCUGAUGCAUUUUAAUAAACUAAUCUGGCAGCCCUGUUUAGAGCAAUGGAGAGGGAAUCUACCAGCCCUGUUUAGAGAAAUGAAGAGCUAAUCUGGCAGCCCUGUUUAGAGCAAUGAAGAGGUAAUCUACCAGCCCUGUUUAGAGCAAUGAAAAGGUAAUCUACCAGCCCUGUUUAGAGCAAUGAAGAGGUAAUCUACCAGCCCUGUUUAGAGCAAUGAAGAGGUAAUCUACCAGCCCUGUUUAGAGCAAAGAAGAGCUAAUCUACCGGUCCUGUUUAGAGCAAUGAAGAGGUAAUCUACCAGCCCUGUUUAGAUAAAUGAAGAGGUAAUCUACCAGCCCUGUUUCGAGCAAUGAAGAGCUAAUCUGGCAGCCCUGUUUAGAGCAAUGAAGAGGUAAUCUACCAGCCCUGUUUAGAGCAAUGAAGCGGUAAUCUACCAUCCCUGUUUAGAGCAAUGAAGAGGUAAUCUACCAGCCCUGUUUAGAGCAAAGAAGAGGUAAUCUACCAGCCUUGUUUAGAGCAAUGAAGAGCUAAUCUGGCAGCCCUGUUUAGAGCAAUGAAGAGGUCAUCUACCAGCCCUGUUUAAAGCAAUGAAGAGGUAAUCUGGCAGCCCUGUUUAGAGCAAUGAAGAGGUAAUCUUCCAGCCCUGUUGAGAGCAAUGAAGAGAUAAUCUGGCAGCCCUGUUUAGAGCAAUGAAGAGGUAAUCUACCAGCCCUGUUUAGAGCAAUGAAAAGCUAAUCUACCAGCCCUGUUUAGAGCAAUGAAGAGCUAAUCUACCAGCCCUGUUAAGAGCAAUGAAGAGCUAAUCUACCAGCCCUGUUUAGAGCAAUGAAGAUGUAAUCUACCAGCCCUGUUUAGAGCAAUGAAGAUGUAAUCUACCAGCCCUGUUUAGAGCAAUGAAGAGGUAAUCUACCAGCCCUGUUUAGAGCAAUGAAGAUGUAAUCUGGCAGCCCUGUUUAGAGCAAUGAAGAGCUAAUCUACCAGCCCUGUUUAGAGCAAUGAAGAGCUAAUCUACCAGCCCUGUUUAGAGCAAUGAAGAGCUAAUCUACCAGCCCUGUUUAGAGCAAUGAAGCGCUAAUCUACCAGCCCUGUUUAGAGCAAUGAAGAGCUAAUCUACCAGCCCUGUUAAGAGCAAUGAAGAGCUAAUCUACCAGCCCUGUUUAGAGCAAUGAAGAGCUAAUCUACCAGCCCUGUUUAGAGCAAUGAAGAGCUAAUCUACCAGCCCUGAUUAGAGCAAUGAAGAGCUAAUCUACCAGCCCUGUUAAGAGCAAUGAAGAGCUAAUCUGGCAGCCCUGUUUAGAGCAAUGAAGAGGUCAUCUACCAGCCCUGUUUAAAGCAAUGAAGAGGUAAUCUACCAGCCCUGUUUAGAGCAAUGAAGAGGUAAUCUUCCAGCCCUGUUUAGAGCAAUGAAGAGGUAAUCUGGCAGCCCUGUUUAGAGCAAUGAAGAGGUAAUCUUCCAGCCCUGUUGAGAGCAAUGAAGAGCUAAUCUACCAGCCCUGUUUAGAGCAAUGAAAAGCUAAUCUACCAGCCCUGUUUAGAGCAAUGAAGAGCUAAUCUACCAGCCCUGUUAAGAGCAAUGAAGAGCUAAUCUGGCAGCCCUGUUUAGAGCAAUGAAGAGGUCGUCUACCAGCCCUGUUUAAAGCAAUGAAGAGGUAAUCUACCAGCCCUGUUUAGAGCAAUGAAGAGGUAAUCUUCGAGCCCUGUUUAGAGCAAUGAAGAGGUAAUCUGGCAGGCCUGUUUAGAGCAAUGAAGAGGUAAUCUUCCAGCCCUGUUGAGAGCAAUGAAGAGAUAAUCUGGCAGCCCUGUUUAGAGCAAUGAAGAGCUAAUCUACCAGCCCUGUUUAGAGCAAUGAAAAGCUAAUCUACCAGCCCUGUUUAGAGCAAUGAAGAGCUAAUCUACCAGCCCUGUUAAGAGCAAUGAAGAGCUAAUCUACCAGCCCUGUUUAGAGCAAUGAAGAUGUAAUCUACCAGCCCUGUUUAGAGCAAUGAAGAGGUAAUCUACCAGCCCUGUUUAGAGCAAUGAAGAGGUAAUCUACCAGCCCUGUUUAGAGCAAUGAAGAUGUAAUCUGGCAGCCCUGUUUAGAGCAAUGAAGAGCUAAUCUACCAGCCCUGUUUAGAACAAUGAAGAGGUAAUCUACCAGCCCUGUUUAGAGCAACGAAGAGCUAAUCUACCAGCCCUGUUUAGAGCAAUGAAGAGCUAAUCUACCAGCCCUGUUUAGAGCAAUGAAGAGCUAAUCUACCAGCCCUGUUUAGAGCAAUGAAGAGCUAAUCUACCAGCCCUGUUUAGAGCAAUGAAGAGCUAAUCUACCAGCCCUGUUUAGAGCAAUGAAGCGCUAAUCUACCAGCCCUGUUUAGAGCAAUGAAGAGCUAAUCUACCAGCCCUGUUAAGAGCAAUGAAGAGCUAAUCUACCAGCCCUGUUUAGAGCAAUGAAGAGCUAAUCUACCAGCCCUGUUUAGAGCAAUGAAGAGCUAAUCUACCAGCCCUGAUUAGAGCAAUGAAGAGCUAAUCUACCAGCCCUGUUAAGAGCAAUGAAGAGCUAAUCUGGCAGCCCUGUUUAGAGCAAUGAAGAGGUCAUCUACCAGCCCUGUUUAAAGCAAUGAAGAGGUAAUCUACCAGCCCUGUUUAGAGCAAUGAAGAGGUAAUCUUCCAGCCCUGUUUAGAGCAAUGAAGAGGUAAUCUGGCAGCCCUGUUUAGAGCAAUGAAGAGGUAAUCUUCCAGCCCUGUUGAGAGCAAUGAAGAGGUAAUCUGGCAGCCCUGUUUAGAGCAAUGAAGAGGUAAUCUACCAGCCCUGUUUAGAGCAAUGAAAAACUAAUCUACCAGCCCUGUUUAGAGCAAUGAAGAGGUAAUCUACCAGCCCUGUUUAGAGCAAUGAAGAUGUAAUCUGGCAGCCCUGUUUAGAGCAAUGAAGAGCUAAUCUACCAGCCCUGUUUAGAACAAUGAAGAGGUAAUCUACCAGCCCUGUUUAGAGCAAUGAAGUGCUAAUCUACCAGCCCUGUUUAGAGCAAUGAAGAGCUAAUCUACCAGCCCUGUUAAGAGCAAUGAAGAGCUAAUCUACCAGCCCUGUUUAGAGCAAUGAAGAGCUAAUCUACCAGCCCUGUUUAGAGCAAUGAAGAGCUAAUCUACCAGCCCUGAUUAGAGCAAUGAAGAGCUAAUCUACCAGCCCUGUUUAGAGCAAUGAAGAGCUAAUCUACCGGUCCUGUUUAGAGCAAUGAAGAGCUAAUCUACCGGUCCUGUUUAGAGCAAUGAAGAGGUAAUCUACCAGCCCUGUUUAGAGCAAUGAAGAGGUAAUCUACCAGCCCUGUUUUGAGCCAUUUGGAGCUUUUUUAUAUCUUUCUUUGCAGCAGGUGACCAUAUAACUGGACAGUACUCUAAGUGUGAUAGGACCAGGGAUUGACCAUAUAACUGGGCAGUACUCUAAGUGUGAUAGGACCAGUGAUUGACCAUAUAACUGGACAGUACUCUAAGUGUGAUAGGACCAGUGAUUGACCAUAUAACUGGGCAGUACUCUAAGUGUGAUAGGACCAGGGAUUGACCAUAUAACUGGACAGUACUAUAAGUGUGAUAGGACCAGUGAUUGACCAUAUAACUGGACAGUACUCUAAGUGUGAUAGGACCAGUGAUUGACCAUAUAACUGGACAGUACUCUAAGUGUGAUAGGACCAAUGAUUGACCAUAUAACUGGACAGUACUCUAAGUGUGAUAGGACCAGGGAUUGACCAUAUAACUGGACAGUACUCUAAGUGUGAUAGGACCAGUGAUUGACCAUAUAACUGGGCAGUACUCUAAGUGUGAUAGGACCAAUGAUUGACCAUAUAACUGGACAGUACUCUAAGUGUGAUAGAACCAGGGAUUGACCAUAUAACUGGGCAGUACUCUAAGUGUGAUAGGACCAAUGAUUGACCAUAUAACUGGACAGUACUCUAAGUCUGAUAGGACCAGUGAUUGACCAUAUAACUGGACCAUACUCUAAGUGUGAUAGAACCAGGGAUUGACCAUAUAACUGGACAGUACUCUAAGUGUGAUAGGACCAGUGAUUGACCAUAUAACUGGGCAGUACUCUAAGUGUGAUAGGACCAGUGAUUGACCAUAUAACUGGACAGUACUCUAAGUGUGAUAGGACCAGUGAUUGACCAUAUAACUGGGCAGUACUCUAAGUGUGAUAGGACCAGUGAUUGACCAUAUAACUGGACAGUACUCUAAGUCUGAUAGGACCAGGGAUUGACCAUAUAACUGGACAGUACUCUAAAUCUGAUAGGACCAGGGAUUGACCAUAUAACUGGACAGUACUCUAAGUGUGAUAGGACCAGGGAUUGACCAUAUAACUGGGCAGUACUCUAAGUGUGAUAGGACCAGGGAUUGACCAUAUAACUGGACAGUACUCUAAAUCUGAUAGGACCAGGGAUUGGACCAUAUAACCAGACAGUACUCUAAGUGUGAUAGGACCAGGGAUUGACCAUAUAACUGAACAGUACUCUAAGUGUGAUAGGACCAGGGAUUGACCAUAUAACUGGGCAGUACUCUAAGUGUGAUAGGACCAGGGAUUGACCAUAUAACUGGACAGUACUCUAAAUCUGAUAGGACCAGGGAUUGACCAUAUAACCGGACAGUGCUCUAAGUUUGAUAGGACCAGGCAUUGACCAUAUAACUGGACAGUACUCUAAGUCUGAAAGGACCAGGGAUUGACCAUAUAACCGGACAGUGCUCUAAGUUUGAUAGGACCAGGCAUUGGCCAUAUAACCAGACAGUACCCUAAGUGUGAUAGGACCAGGGAUUGACCAUAUAACUGGACAGUACUCUAAGUCUGAUAGGACCAGGGAUUGACCAUAUAACUGGACAGUACUCUAAGUGUGAUAGGACCAGGGAUUGACCAUAUAACUGGACAGUACUCUAAGUGUGAUAGGACCAGUGAUUGACCAUAUAACUGGACAGUACUCUAAGUGUGAUAGGACCAGUGAUUGACCAUAUAACUGGACAGUACUCUAAGUGUGAUAAAACCAGGGAUUGACCAUAUCACCGGACAGUGUGAUAAGACCAGGGAUUGACCAUAUAACCGGACAGUGCUCUAAGUUUGAUAGGACCAGGCAUUGACCAUAUAACCAGACAGUACCCUAAGUGUGAUAGGACCAGGGAUUGAAUCACCUGAUUCAGAGUGCUAGCUGUUACAUACUCUGAAUAUUUUAUUCUAACAGCAAUUCCCUUACCCAUCUUAAUAACAAUAUAAUCUAUGUGUUCUGACCAUGAUAAAGCUGCGUCCAACAUGACCCUUAGUGGUUGUUGUUUUUAAACUACGUGUAUUCUAUUCAUCGACAAAGUCACUUGAGGGUCAUCAGCAAGCAUAUAUCUUGAACCAAACACAAUACAUUUAGUUUCAGAAAUGUUCAACACUAAUUUGUUAAUGUCAACCCACUCAGACACCAUUCUUAAUUCACUGCUCAGUACAUCUGUUAGCUCAUUACAUUCUGAUGCUGCACUAUACAUUGUAAAGUCAUCAGCAUACAUGCCCACUCUUGAUUUGUUCAUUACUGAAGGUAAAUCAUAAGUAAAGAUAGAGUAGAGUAGUGGGUCUAGGCAGCUUCCUUGAGGAACACCACAAUGUAUAUCUUUAAUAUUUGAAAAGCUACCAUUAAAGAACACUUUUUGAUUUAUCCAGGAUAGAUACCAUCCAGGAUAGAUACCAUCCAGGAUAGAUACCAUCCAGGAUAGAGCUGCAUCCUUAAAACCAUAACAUUUGAGUUGUCCUAGUAACAGUUCAUGAUCAAUUACAUCAAAAGCAGCACUGAAAUCAAGCAACACUGCACCAACUUACUUCCUUCCUAUCAUCCAUAAUCUUUAACCAAUCAUCUGUCAUUUGUGCUAAGGCUGUACUCGUAGAAUGCUCUUCUUUGCAUGCAUGCUGGAAACCCGUUAUCAGACCAUUAUAUGAGAAAUAAUCCUUGUACAGAUACAAUUCUUUCCAAUAAUUUACUUAACACAGGCAGCAAGCUUAUAGGACGACUAUUAGGACCAGUGAAUGCAGAUUUUUUUUAUCCUUAGGUAGUGGAAUAACGUUUAACUCUUUCCAGACUUCUGGGCACACCCCAUACAUAAAGCACUUGUUAAAAAUAUGAGAGAUUGGGGUCGAUAUUUGGUUAGCUGUAACUCUGUACCAAGUGGCUUUUCAUCCGAAAGAGACAACAGCAUCCUUUCUACCUCUUCCCUUUCUACUUAAUGAAAUUGGAAACUGAAUUGCCUCUCCUUCAUGAUACAAUAUUUUAUAGAUUGUAUCAAUCUUUUAUUUUAUUGUAGUGGUGUAACUAACUACUGAAACUACACACUACUUGUUUUGCUAAAAUAAUUUAAAAUAUGGGUGAAGUAGGCAAUCAUUUCCUUUCCUUUUCUGCAUCAGACCUGUGUAAUUCUCACCUGGAAUUUAUUUUUUGGUAUUUAUUUAUGUUAACAUAUGACCCCGACGUGAUCUCUUCUUGCAAUUUCUAGUCAUUUACAUAUAAUACUUCUUCACAAAGUAGUUUGGUAGUGAACUACUUUUUUAAAGUAAUGUUACUUAAGUAAAAUAUAUAUAUUUUAAGGGUAUAUUUAGUGUAGCUUAACGUCUUUCCGUGUCAAGUAAUUGGUGGCUUGGUAAACUAUCUUUUCAGAGGAGCUUCCUCAAUCAACACUACAAUUAAUUAUGUCUUAAGUGCCAAUCUCUUCCAGGUAGAUAUAAAAUAAAUGCUCUAAACUUAGCAAAGAGAAUCCUAUUCAUUUAUAUAACACACAUAACAUCUUAUCACCUUAAACCCAUGUGAUUCCACUGUGUCUUUGCAAUCACAAAAGAAUAUGUGGAAGUGCCAUGUUGAUGCCUUUUGGCAUGCUGUUUUUUGCACUGUACUGUACAAUUCAUUAACAAUUAGGUUAAUACCAUAAUCUAAACACUCUCGACUACAUUGUAUAUAAAUGACAUAUACAAAAUUAUUCUAUGAAAAAAAACUGAUGCAAAGAAAAUGGUAACUAAAAAUACCUAUAUCAGUUUUAGCACCAACAGUCAAUUUUCAAGAGAAACAUUUGCCUUGUUUUUAUUUUUUAGAUGCUGAUGACAUCACUCUUUUCUAAUUCUGCUUCUUUGAGAUCAUAUGCUAACUGACUAUCCUGUCAGGCUUGUCAGAGUACAUUUUACAGUAGUCUGUUCAAAAUGCAGCUUGUCAUGCGUAUGUCCUGUAUAUCUACACUUAGCCAAUACAUGUGUUCGUCAUACCUGUGUUUAUUGGUUAUGUCAAUAGUGUUAUGGGAUUAUAUCUCUAACAUGCAUAUAAUUCGGAAUUGUAAAUGUAAAUGUUGAUGUACAGUAUGUAGUUAAAAGUACAGUAAAUAAACUCAGCAGAAAAUUA